AUGAACAGAUUACUCCAACAAUCAGUCAGGCUGUCUCUUAAGUUAAGGUCUGUUCAAAAUCUUAAGCCGUUGAAUGGGUACCGUCAUAGCUCAUCUUCACCUGGCUUCGCUGCUGCCAUCGAGGUGGGUGAAAAAUUAGUUGAACCAAAAAAGAAGCUUGAUGACCCAAUUUCAAUUGUUAGUCAUGAAAUGAGCUCGUUAGCCAAAAAUAUCGCAUCACUUAUUGGCUCGGGAAACCCUACCUUGAAUAGAGCCGCUGCUUACUAUUUUGAAUCGGAUAGCAAAAAGCUUAGACCUUUACUUGUGCUUUUAUUGUCCAAAGCCUUAGCAGCGAUUCCAAAAGAACAAAGAAAUAGAUUGAAACCAGAUCAUUUUGACACUUGUGAUCAACCAGCCUACUCUGGGGUCACAAGUAGUAUCAACAACGUCACCAAUGGAACACCUGAUAACUCGCUAACUCCACUCAAAAUCUUACACGGUAUAAACCCUAGUUUAAUAUUGGCACCAUUGUCAUCUCCUUUCGAAUCUUUACCUGUGGAAAAAGAUAUUAAUGCUGACAUUUUGCCUAAGCAAAGAAGAUUGGCGGAAAUUGUGGAAAUGAUCCAUACUGCUUCGUUAUUGCAUGAUGAUGUUAUUGACCAUUCGGACACUAGAAGAGGCAGACCAAGUGGUAACGUUGCCUUCACAAAUAAGAUGGCUGUCCUCGCCGGCGAUUUCCUUCUAGGCAGAGCAUCGGUAGCUAUUGCGAGAUUAAGAAACCCAGAAGUGAUUGAGUUGAUCUCUACUUCAAUUGCGAACUUGGUAGAAGGGGAAUUUAUGCAAUUGAAAAAUACCAUCAUGAAUAGAAACCCAGAUAGAUUGGAUAAUGGCAAAGAAAUACCUCGUCCAACUGGUAAAGUUCCAAAUCCGGGCCAUGAAUAUUCUGUAACCUUGCCAGAAAAUACAACAAAUAUUACCCACGAACAAAAUUGGGACGCUGCCUUCCAGUAUUACUUACACAAGACUUACUUGAAGACCGCUGCCUUGAUUUCUAAAUCAAGUCGUUCAUCUGCAGUUUUAUCUGGUGCUCAAGAAGAUGUUUUGGAAAACUGUUAUCAAUUUGGCAGAAACUUGGGGAUCUGUUUCCAAUUGGUGGAUGAUAUUUUGGAUUUCACAAGAACUUCUGAUGAGCUCGGGAAACCAGCGGGUGCUGACUUGCAACUAGGCCUCGCCACUGGUCCUGUUUUAUAUGCUUGGAAAGAAAACCCGGACUUGGGUCCAAUGAUUGCCAGAAAGUUCUCCCAAAAGGGAGACAUUGAGUAUGCCGUCAAAAAUGUCGAGAAAUAUAACGGUUUGCAGAAGACCAAAGAGUUAGCGGAGGAAUACAAAAACAAAGCCUUAGAAAACUUAAGGACUUUACCAGAAUCAGAUGCCAGAGCCGCUUUGGAAUUCUUGACUAACACCGUCACCACAAGAACAAAAUAG
Messenger RNA from Saccharomycopsis crataegensis, 1464 nucleotides. It is a transcript of the gene COQ1, whose product is annotated as trans-hexaprenyltranstransferase. Gene Ontology annotation, cellular component: transferase complex. Gene Ontology annotation, biological process: ubiquinone biosynthetic process; isoprenoid biosynthetic process. NCBI's taxonomy places the organism in Eukaryota, Fungi, Ascomycota, Saccharomycetes, Ascoideales, Saccharomycopsidaceae. The record is from RefSeq and is a predicted model, not a curated record. The coding region runs from base 1 to 1464 and encodes 487 amino acids. The transcript has a single exon. Gene Ontology annotation, molecular function: prenyltransferase activity.